This is a messenger RNA of Mesorhabditis belari, 480 nucleotides long. NCBI's taxonomy places the organism in Eukaryota, Metazoa, Nematoda, Chromadorea, Rhabditida, Rhabditidae. The record is from the annotation of a GenBank genome assembly.
AUGGGUGAUGCCGUGGCGGACGCUUUGGAGCAGCUCAGUUCCGAGCAAAUUGAGCAAUUCCGAAAAUAUUUCAACAUGUUCGAUAAAGAGAGCAAGGGAUAUAUCCGGGCGUCUCAAGUUGGUCAAAUCCUCCGAACAAUGGGACAAGCUUUCGAAGAGAGAGAUCUCAAACAACUCAUCAAGGAAUUCGACACUGAUGGAUCCGGAGAGAUCGAGUUCGAAGAGUUCGCGGCAAUGGUGGCCACAUUUGUGGUCGGUGGAGCAGAUGAUGAAGGAUUAGAAGAAGAAUUGAGAGAAGCAUUCAGACUUUACGAUAAAGAGGGAAACGGCUACAUCAAUGUAUCCGAUUUGAGGGAUAUCUUGAGAGCUCUUGAUGACAAUAUCAAUGAGGAUGAAUUGGACGAGAUGAUUGCUGAAAUCGAUCAAGACGGAUCGGGAACUGUCGAUUUUACCGAAUUUAUGGAAAUGAUGUCAGGCGAA